AUGAAAAAAGUAAAGGAGGCAUUUGGUAAUGUUUAUCAAGAAAUAAAAACCGAUGACAACGCUUCUCUUGCUCUAAAAAUAUAAAUAACAUUAAAGGAUAAUGAAAAAAAAAUAUUACAGAUUCUUAAUGGAAAAAAAACUGAACAUAUUAUUUAGAUAUUUGCUUUUGAAGUUCAUAAAGAUGGAAUUUUCACAAUUAUGGAACUUGGAGAAAAAAUUAAUUUUAACAUCGACUCUAAAAAACGCAAAAUUUGUUUGUAGGUAAAAAAUUUGAAAAUUUUCUUAGGGGGCAAAAGGUGUUCGAGAAUUCCAUUAAUUAGGAUAUUUUCAUAGAGAUAUAAAACCCGAAAAUUUUGUAAUUUCAAGGAUAAGAAAAUCAAAUUAAUAGAUUUUGGAACCUCAAAAAAGAUUUCGUAAGAGAAAUAUUUUGAGUCAAUUCAAACUUAAAAUGAAGGAACUAAUUUUUAAAUGGCACCUAAAGUGUUUACUACAAAAGAUUAUGACAUUUGGUCUUUGGGGUUGGUCUUUUAUGAAAUUUUUACAAAUGAAACAUUUUUUGAAACUAGUAACAACGAAUACUCAGCAAAUUCUCUAAAUAACACAAACACAGAUAUAAAAAAAAUUAAAGGAAAAAGAAAAGAAGAAUAAAAUCAAUAAAGAAUAAAGAGAAUUAUUAGAGAAAAUGAUUAUUUCAAGAUUAGAUGAAAAUUUAUAAAUAAUUAAAUCAAUAAAUAGAAUAAGUAUUUUGAAGUAGUUGAUCAUAUAGAAUAAUUCAAUAGUGAUUUGAAAUAAAUUUAAACUGAAAAAUGUAAGAUUUAUAUGACAUUUUAAUAUCUUCAAAAUAUAUAGAUUUAUAAACAUUUGGUGUGGUAGUUGAAAAAUCUAAAAAGGAGAGAAGUACAGACAUUUUUUAAUUUCUUUAAAAGCAUGUUUAAGUUACAAAAAAAAUUAAAUAAAAUGAGUUCAAUAGAAAUAAUUAUUCAGUUUACACUUAUGAAUAAACUAGACUUGAAUUAAUUAAAAAAAUUAAAAAAGAAAAAAAGAUUAUCGAAUUUCUAAAAUUUUUAGUUAAACUCACUGCUAUUGAUAGGGAAUUCAUUUAAAGAACGACUUUAGCAUCAUGUAGUUAGGAUAAGUCAAUCCGUUUAAGAGUGUAUAAUAAAAAGCGUAAAUAGAUGGUCAUACUUAAGCUUCAGUAUGCUUUCCAUCCGUUUAUGGGAUGUUAAGAAAGAAGAAUAAAAACUAAAAUUGGACGGUCAUAAUAGUACUGUACUAUCAGUUUCCUUUUCACCAGAAGGAACUUUAUAAGCUUCUGGUAGUGGUGAUAAGUCAAUACGUUUGUUGUAAGUAAAGAAUGGAUAAUAAAUAGCAAAAUUGGAUGGUCAGACAAACACUGUCUUUUCAAUAUGCUUCUCUCCAGAUGGAAUUAUGCUAGCUUCUAGUAGUUAAGAUUAAUCUAUAUGAUUAUGGAAUGUUAAGACUGGAUAAUAUCUAUAAAAUUCUAAUAAAAAUUACAAAGACCUUCUUGUUAAAUACAAAACACCCUUAGAUUAAAAAUCUCUUGAUGAAUGUAGAAAUUCUUAAUUUUUUAGGGUCCUAAAAUCUUAAUACUCUCCUUAUAUCCCAAUCGGCUAUAAUUCAAGCACAAGGAGCACUUAUUUUUCAAGAAUAAUUCGAGAAAAAUUAAGGAAUAGAUUUAAGUCAAUUAUUAAAAUCUAAAGGAAGUUAUUUUUUGGAAAAAAAAUAAGCAAAUCAAAAAACCAGAAUUGAAAUUAUUAAUCCCAUUUCAAAUAUUCCUAAUUACAAUUAUUUUUUCAGAGUUUGCCAAUAAUGUAGAACGUUUGGAGAUGCAUUCUUAGCAGUCAAAGCGGGGAAUCUUUAUUAAGGAAAAAAGGAUACCCUCUAAGUUGAUUUUGAAUUUACAAUAAAAUUAUAUGUCCUAUGUAAAAAAUAAUUUAUUAACAAUCAUAGAAUAUAUAGAAGGUUGA
Messenger RNA from Paramecium sonneborni, 1988 nucleotides. Lineage: Eukaryota; Ciliophora; Oligohymenophorea; Peniculida; Parameciidae. The record is from the annotation of a GenBank genome assembly.